Plutella xylostella (diamondback moth) is the source of this 1871-nucleotide messenger RNA. RefSeq names its product ALG6 alpha-1,3-glucosyltransferase garnysstan (gene gny). NCBI's taxonomy places the organism in Eukaryota, Metazoa, Arthropoda, Insecta, Lepidoptera, Plutellidae. Gene Ontology annotation, molecular function: dolichyl pyrophosphate Man9GlcNAc2 alpha-1,3-glucosyltransferase activity. Gene Ontology annotation, cellular component: endoplasmic reticulum membrane. The record is from RefSeq and is a predicted model, not a curated record. Gene Ontology annotation, biological process: protein N-linked glycosylation; dolichol-linked oligosaccharide biosynthetic process.
UCUGUCAUUUUAAAUCGAUUUUUGUGCAUUGCCGCGUUGUCUGAUGUAAUUUCCAGUUUUCAUGACUGGAAACUUUGUAAUCACCUCUAUUCAAAGUGAUUGAUAACGCGAUUAGUUGUCAAAAUGGGGAGGAAAUCGGAUCCGGAUAGGUUUAGUGUUACGAAAGAUGGGCUGUUUCCUGGAAUACUGUUUGCGCUGUUUGUGAGGCUAUGCGUGGCGGCGUACCCGUACUCCGGGUACAAGUCUCCGCCGAUGUACGGAGACUUCGAGGCGCAGAGACACUGGCAAGAGAUCACAGUUCACACUCCCGCUCUGUUCUGGUACCACAACACGACACAGAAUGACCUUCAGUAUUGGGGGCUCGACUACCCGCCGCUGACCGCCUACCACAGCUACCUCAUGGGCCUCGUCGCCGACUGGAUCGACCCGGAAUCAGUCAGACUCUUUGCCUCAAGAGGUUAUGAAGACGAAGUACACAAACUGUUCAUGAGACUUACGGUGUUCAUCAGUGAUAUUUACUUCUAUGUGUCCGCUGUACUAUGUAUCUGCAUUGAUAUGGAGAGAGUCAAGCCUAAGUUAGUGAAGAAUGUGUUUAAGAGAUGCGAUAUUGGAGUUAUUUUGUUGUUACUGUACCCCGGGCUGAUUCUGAUAGACCAUGGACACUUCCAGUACAACUGUGUGUCUCUUGGACUGUUCAUGUGGGCUACAUUUUUCAUUAUAGCCAUAGAGAACCACAUGCUGGCCACCACAUGCUUUGUUCUUGCCUUGAAUUAUAAACAGAUGGAGUUGUACCAUUCACUGCCAUUCUUUAUUUAUUUGCUAAGGAGUUGCUUCAAUGAUGUACACCAAAAGUGGAAAUUGUAUACUUUUAUAAAUCAAUUUAACAAGUUGACUGUUGUUGUAGUGUCUUGCUUUAUAAUUAUAUGGUUUCCCCUAGUUUCUUCAUGGAAAGAUAUAAAUCAGAUUAUAUUUAGACUGUUCCCAUUGAAAAGGGGAGUUUUUGAGGACAAAGUAUCAAAUGUAUGGUGUUUUGCGAAUGUGUUUAUUAAACUUAAGGAAAUUUACACCAAUGAGCAGAUGGCUAAGAUCUGCCUCUCAGCUACGGCUUUAGCUGGUUCCCUGUCUUGUAUAGACCUAUUCUUUCGUUGCAACAAGCAGAAGUUUGUUUUAUCCUUGAUAAAUGUAUCGUUAGCAUUUUUCUUAUUUUCAUUUCAAGUGCAUGAGAAGACAAUCCUUCUUGUUGCCAUCCCAGUGGCACUCCACCUGCCUGAUGAUCCAUUCAUGUGUUUCUGGUUCCUUCUCGUGUCCAACUUCAGUAUGCUGCCCUUGCUCAUCCGUGAUGGCCUCAUUGUACCAUUUGUAGCUACUACUUUAAUCUACAUGAUGUUCUUUAGCAUUUCAAUCAAAAUAGCUAACCCUAGCUCUGGUGUAUUUGCCAUGUUCAGUGCAUUCAAAGUUUACAGCUCUGUAAAACCGAACAAGUUAAAGAAUUCAAUGUUUUUGAACCUUUUGAGCUUGAAUUUUCUCUUCUCAUGUCUGGGUAUGGUUGGCUUGACAUUAGGGGCGAUGUUCAUUAAGCCCCUACCCAAGUUCCCAGAUCUCUGGCCUCUGCUGAUAUCUGUGUAUUCCUGUUCACAUUUUAUAUUAUUUUUCCUCUACUUUAACUACCAGCAGUUGUUGAUACCAAAGGCUCCGCAAGCUAAACCUAAGCUCAACUAAAGCUUUAACGUAAUUUUAAAUUGUACUUAAUAUGUACAUUCCACAAAAGUACUUUUGCAUUUUCCUAAUGUUAAUUCUAUUGAUAAUUAUCUUAAAAUGUUUUUUAUAUUAUUAAAACUUAGAUUUUAAAAGAAAUAAACGCUUAAAUUUUU